Culex quinquefasciatus (southern house mosquito) is the source of this 978-nucleotide messenger RNA. RefSeq lists its product as uncharacterized. Lineage: Eukaryota; Metazoa; Arthropoda; Insecta; Diptera; Culicidae. The transcript is spliced from 4 exons. The coding region runs from base 1 to 978 and encodes 325 amino acids. The record is from RefSeq and is a predicted model, not a curated record.
AUGGUAAUCAUCCUGAUGGCAUACUGGAGUGCAGCGGUUGAAUGUGGUGAAUUGAACGGAACAGAACCCUCGGGUAACGAUCAGCUUCUUUUGCGCAAAAAACGAUUCCUGCUGUUUCCCGUCAACGCAAAUCUUCUGUUUACUACUUCCGGCAACAAGGCAAUGAUUUUCAAAGGCCCGGGUGGAUACUUUACCAUACUUGAGUUGGACAUGUACUACCCCCUGCCAGAUUAUCGCUUUCGCUUCUCAAAGUUUCGACUGGGUGAGGUGGCCAUACUCCCGGACUCUUCUUCGGCAGCACCACCGCCACCAUCGACAACCACAACUACAACCGCAAAGCCGGAAACUUCUACAGCUGCUCCAGCCCCGGUGAGUGAGCACCACAACGGGCAAGAGCUGUCGCCGUUGGAAGUUCAGCAGUACCUGAAAGAUCAUCCCGGUGCGUGGGUUCCUCCGGGGUACGGCAAAGACCGUUCCGAUUGGUUCCCGGUUGAGUCCUACAACCAGCACUUGAACAAUUGGCACCAAAGCAAUUGGAAUACUUAUCCAUCUCAGCAGUACAGCUAUCGGUACAUUCCACGGAUGCAGCGUUCUUUAGGAGAUUCAGAGGACGAUCUCGAUGAGGAUGAUCACUUCAACAUCAGCCACCAUCGUGACUGGGAGCACUUCCACCAUUACCGGGAACGUCGUGAGCUGUACCACACGCUGGAAACGGGAAUCGGUAGCAAGUUCGACUUCUCGAUGAAAUCUUGCAUCAUGAGAGCGAUCUGUGAGGCGCAAAGUUUCCUCAUGCCACCGGGAAAGUCAAUGGUGAUGGACGUUGUGCGGAUUUUGUUCAGUGUUCCACUGAAGGAAGAUUUGCACGAUGAGUACAGCAAAGCGAUGCGAGGGGAAGGACUCGAUUGUCAUGAGCAGUACGGCAAGCACUGCCCGAUCAGUAUAUUGUAUUUACUGUUGUUUGGAAAAUUUGUGCUAUAA